UGUCGUGUGUGAGUGUAACUGUGUCCCUCUCUCUCUCUCGCACCCAUUUGCAUUUGCAUUUCCAUGUUAUAAAAACCCCGCCAUUCUCAUCUCACUCUCUUCAGGUACACAUUGAGAUAUCGUCUUCUCUAUCUAUCUCUCUCUCUCUGUAUCUCAUUUCUGUACCUUGAACCAGACAAAGUCAACCAACAAUGGCGCUCGCAGGCAGUUCUAGCGCUGUUAUUCCCACCAAUUCUUUCGUCCAAGGCCAGUCUCUGCUUCUUCCUUCCUCCAAAUCUCACCUACCCACCUACCCCAACAACAGCAAGACCAGGUCGGUGAACCCCAUCGUCGCCGUCCACGCUGCCGAGCCCGCCAAGAACCCCAUCGUAUCUGAUAAGCAAAACAACCAGACACCGUCUUCUUCGACGACAGCGAAGAAGACCCAGAAUGCGGUUAAUGAGAAAUGGGGCGUGGAGAGCUGGAAAUCCAAAAAGGCACUCCAGUUGCCUGAAUACCCGGAUCAGGAGGAGCUCGAAUCCGUUCUAAAGACCAUCGAGUCGUUUCCCCCAAUUGUGUUUGCUGGGGAAGCCAGGAGCUUGGAGGAGCGUUUGGGUGAAGCUGCCAUGGGCAACGCUUUUCUUCUUCAGGGUGGAGAUUGUGCUGAGAGUUUCAAAGAGUUCAAUGCCAAUAACAUUCGUGACACCUUCAGGAUCCUUCUCCAAAUGGGCGCUGUCUUAAUGUUUGGAGGUCAAAUGCCCGUUAUUAAGGUUGGUAGAAUGGCGGGUCAAUUUGCUAAGCCUAGAUCAGAUCCUUUUGAGGAGAAAAAUGGUGUGAAGCUACCAAGUUACAGAGGCGACAACGUGAACGGAGAUGCCUUUGAUUUGAAAUCGAGGACCCCAGAUCCUCAAAGGAUGAUCAGAGCAUACUGUCAAUCUGCCGCUACUCUUAACCUUCUCAGGGCUUUCGCCACCGGUGGAUAUGCUGCUAUGCAGAGGGUCACCCAGUGGAAUAUGGACUUCUCAGAGCACAGCGAGCAAGGGGAUAGGUACCGUGAACUAGCUAACCGAGUUGAUGAGGCCCUUGGAUUCAUGGCUGCAGCCGGGCUCACAGUUGACCACCCUAUUAUGACUGCAACUGAAUUUUGGACAUCCCACGAGUGCUUGCUCUUACCAUAUGAGCAAUCACUUACAAGGUUGGAUUCAACUUCUGGUCUUCAUUAUGACUGUUCUGCCCAUAUGCUUUGGGUUGGUGAACGGACCAGGCAACUUGAUGGUGCCCAUGUUGAGUUUCUGAGAGGAGUUGCUAAUCCCCUGGGCAUCAAGGUGAGUGAUAAGAUGGACCCAACUGAGCUUGUUAAGCUCAUAGAGAUUUUGAACCCUCAGAACAAAGCAGGGAGAAUAACAAUAAUCACAAGAAUGGGAGCUGAGAACAUGAGAGUAAAGCUUCCCCAUCUUAUAAGGGCAGUUCGCAGAUCAGGCCAAAUUGUCACAUGGGUCAGUGAUCCUAUGCAUGGGAAUACCAUAAAAGCUCCAUGUGGUCUCAAGACACGCCCCUUCGAUUCCAUCAGGAAUGAGGUGAGAGCAUUCUUUGACGUUCAUGACCAAGAAGGAAGCCACCCAGGAGGGGUUCAUCUAGAGAUGACUGGUCAGAAUGUGACUGAGUGUAUUGGAGGAUCACGCACUGUAACGUUUGAUGACUUGGGCUCCCGCUACCACACCCACUGCGACCCAAGGCUCAACGCUUCUCAAUCUCUCGAGCUAGCCUUUAUCAUUGCCGAGCGCCUUAGAAAGAGAAGAAUCAAGUCCCAACAGCCUAUUUCUUCCUCCUUUGGCCUGUAGAAUAAUGGCUUUUGUUAGAGGUUCCCCUGAAAUUGUUCUUUUUUUUCCCUCCACUGAAGUUUGUGGCUGUAUUAUUACGUACGUGUUACUCUUUCUUUUUUUUUUCUUUUUUAAUUUUGUUUUACUAAUGUUGCGACUUGAGUGUUGUAUGUACUAUGUAUACUACUGAAAAUAAUGGUAUGCGACUCAUAGAAGUUAUAAAUGGCGUUCAAGAAUUAUUUGGCUGGUACCUUCAAUAA
This is a messenger RNA of Humulus lupulus (European hop), 2059 nucleotides long. RefSeq names its product phospho-2-dehydro-3-deoxyheptonate aldolase 1, chloroplastic-like. Gene Ontology annotation, biological process: aromatic amino acid biosynthetic process. The transcript has 5 exons. The record is from RefSeq and is a predicted model, not a curated record. Gene Ontology annotation, molecular function: 3-deoxy-7-phosphoheptulonate synthase activity. Lineage: Eukaryota; Viridiplantae; Streptophyta; Magnoliopsida; Rosales; Cannabaceae. Bases 192 to 1820 code for a protein of 542 amino acids.